Messenger RNA from Biomphalaria glabrata, 2892 nucleotides. Its product is annotated as solute carrier family 35 member E3-like. NCBI's taxonomy places the organism in Eukaryota, Metazoa, Mollusca, Gastropoda, Planorbidae. The coding region runs from base 225 to 1175 and encodes 316 amino acids. The record is from RefSeq and is a predicted model, not a curated record. The transcript is spliced from 6 exons. Gene Ontology annotation, cellular component: Golgi apparatus. Gene Ontology annotation, molecular function: nucleotide-sugar transmembrane transporter activity; antiporter activity.
AGACUUAUCAGUCUAUUUACAUUUAUUAAUUGUAUUAAACAUUUUUUUUUUAAUUUUCGUAGAUCUAGAUGAGUCUAGAUCUAUAGUAUUAAGUUAAUUAAGUAUAGCCUAGUAUAUAGGGCUUUGUUGUUAGAUCUAGUAGCACACUUGUCACGUAUACUAGAUCUAUCUAUGUCGUAUGAGCAGGUUGUCGUUAAUUUCAUCCUUGUAAUCUGAAGACAAAAAUGGUUUCUCAGAAUCAUAAUAACAACAGACUUGUGUUUUUGUGUUCAUCUGUCAAUAUCUGCAGCACCAUUGCUCUAGUUUUGUUGAACAAGUGGAUAUACAUCAAGUAUGAUUUCCCAAACAUAACUCUCAGCUGUAUACAUUUUGUAGUGAUUUCUCUGUGCCUGUUGAUCUGCAGAGGUUUUGAUAUAAUUCAGCCUUUAAGGCUUCCCUUUUUCCAUAUGAUCCCAUUUGUCCUUUUAUUUUGUGCAUUAAUGGUAUUGAAUUAUUUUUCCUUACAAUCAAACACUGUUGUAACUUAUCAAAUCAUCAACACCAUGACUAUACCCUGCAUUUUAUUUGUUGAGAAUUAUUUUUAUGGCAAGCAUGUUUCAACUAAAGUAAAGCUUACAUGGAUUCCUGUCACAAUUGGAGUUGUUUUAAGCUCUGUUUAUGAUGUAAAGUUCAAUAUUACAGGAAUCAUAUUUGCUUCUCUUGCAGUCCUCAUCAAUUCAUUAUACCAGGUGCUAGUUGCAGAAAGACAACAUUACUUUCAGGUAAAUACCGUGCAACUCUUGUAUUACCAAGCUCCACGGUCUGCACUCCUUCUGCUGUUUGUCAUUCCAUUUUUUGAACCUUCAUACUCUUUGGAUGGAUUUUAUUUUAAUUGGUCUUUAGAGGUUCUAGCUGCUGUAUUUUUGUCAGCCUGUGUUGCUUUUGUUGUCAACCUUUCCCUUUUCUGGCUUAUUACCAAUACAACGCCACUCAUAUAUAACAUGAUUCGUUACCUCAAGUUUCGUUUGACUUUGCUAGCAUUCUUUACCUUGUUUCAUGAUAAGGUUCAUAUCUUACAGUUAUUGGGUACACUUACAACAGUUGCAGGUGUCUUGGCUUAUACUCACAUCCAACGUGAAGAAAUUAUAAAGAAAAACAGUUUGCCUACAACCAUUGAUAUCCAAACUAAAAGCUAAUAUUUAUUAGAGUAUUGUUUAUAUUUAAUAUAUGAUAUAAAUAGAUAAUUUGGGCAUGAUUUUAUGUUGAGACAUUCAGGGCUCAUGUUUACACAUUUAUUUUAUGUUGAUAUAUUUUUUUAAACUACCAGUAUUAAAAACAAUUCUAAUGAUAUACUAGCAUUUUUAACUUAGUUUUCAGAUAUAUUUAUAGUUUUCAGAUAUCUAUUUGUCUUUCAAAAAUUGAUACACGACAUUUUUAAUGUAUUUUUAAUGUCAUAAAAUUUUCUGUGUCAAGCGUUUUUUUUUCCACAGAAUUACAGAUUGUUAUGGAUUUUUUUUUCCCACUUCAUUUCAUCAUGAUUAUUAUCUGUUGGUUUAGUCAUGUUCUUUAAGGGUGUGAGUUUGUGUUAAUUUUUACAAAGCUUAUAUUAACUCACUGUCUAUCUGGUAUGUCAGUGAUGCAUAUCACUGAGAUAAGAAGUCCUGGCUCAUUGGCCACAUGGGAACAACUGUAAUAAUGUUUCAAAAUAAAAAAAUAAAUAAAUGUAAAUUUUGCUAUAGAACUAGAUUUAGAUUAUUUUCUAUAUCAAGCAUCUGUUUUGAGAGGACUAUCUUAUUCUUAAAAGGUCUGUUUCUUUUUUGGAAAUUUCCAAAUUAGCAAAUGUAAGGCUUUAUUGAUUUAAGAGUUUAAUAAAAUUAUUACAGGAAAAUUGUGUGCAAGUCUUCAAAGUUUAGACCUAAAGGCCUAUCAAAGCUUUGCUUACAUUUUUACAUAAAUAUAUCAUAGAUUACAUGCAUCUAGAUCUUUAUUGUUCUAAAUCAGCAGUCUAUAUCUGAAUCUAGUUCUAGAUGUUUAUAUAAUGAAAGUGCUAAUAAAUAAUAAAACAAUUACAAGAAUACAAAUUAGCUUGCUGGCUUAAUGGAUAGAGAUAUGUACAUCGAGCUGACUGUGCCAAAGUACAUACAAGUUUGAUACCAGGCUUGUCCUAAAAAGAUCUAUUUAUAAUUUAUUUUAUUACAUUUUAUUUUAAGUUGUAAAAUGGAGGUUAUGUAUUUUAAAAAAUAUAUUUUCAAAAUUGUUUUUCUUGUUUUAAACUGGAGACAUUUUGUUAUGUUUAAAUUUUCAGACCUUUUGCUUUUAUAAAAAAAAUGUUGUGGCUACUAAAAUAUUGUCUGUCUUCCAAUGAUAAAAUUCUAGGAGGAAUAAGUGUGAUGCCAAAAUGUUGUGUAUCAAUAAAUAAUAAUAGUCAUUGAUUUAAAUUUAGAAGAUUGUUCAUGAAUUAUUGCACAAUUAUGUUUAUGUACUUGGUAUUAAAUCAAACAAUUUUAAAAAGAAUGUAUGUUUAGGCUCCUAUAGAGCCAUUUAUUUUGAUUUUGCAAUUUACUAUCCAUCAAAGAUAAAGCAAUAUUUAAAAUGUAAUGCUUUUUUUUUUCUUUUCACAUGUAUUUAUAGUUUUUUUUUUUAUUGAAUCAAGUAUGUUGAAUUCUAUUUUAAUAUAAAUGUAUUUAUAUAUAGCCAUUUAUUUUGGCUUAGCAAUUUACAAUCCAUCAAAGAUAUAACAUUAUUUAAAAUGUAUGGCUGUUGUUGUUUUUUUCCUUUCCCAUACAUUAUUAUUUUUAAAUAUUUUUUUUUAAUACUACAUUUUACUUCAACAAUACCAACAUUUUGUUUUACACGAAAUAUGAAGUUCCUUGAUAAAACAUCCUAAAAUAAAAUAGAUAUAAAAUAGUACAA